AUGGUUAGUAAUUUCUUCCAUGUCAUACAAGUAUUCAAGAAAUCUGUUACCUUGAUUAGUAAGACUGACCACAUUGAUUUUGUCAUUUAUUCAUGGAGGAAGUCCACCACCCACUUGGGGAGCAGAAGGAAAUCUGCCAUCUCAAUUAACUUAACUCCAGAAGUUUCUUUGCAGAAAUAUGACUGUUCCUUCAGUGGGACAUCAUUUGUGGGCUUCUGUCUCUUUUUGGUCUGUGCACUGGCUGGAGAUGCAGUCUAUGCUGACAUCAAAACUGUCAGGACUUCCCCGUUAGAACUCCCAUCUCCACUUCAGAGAUCUGCUUCUUUCAACUUUGCUACUGUUCUUAAAUCAUGUCCUGCCAAAGACUGGAAGGUGCAUAAGGGAAAAUGUCACUGGAUUGCUGAAACUAAGAAAUCUUGGAAUGAAAGUCAAAAUGACUAUGCCACGAAAAAUUCAUAUCUCAUGGUGAUUCAACACAUUACUGCUAUGAUGAUCACCUUUUUGCUGUACCUUCAAAUGGCAUCUUUUCAAUGUCUGUACCUCUCUGAUGUCUCUCUGUGUAAAUUUCUUCUUGUAAGGACAUUGUCAGAUUGGAUUAGGGCCCACCCCAAUGGCCUCACUAAAUCCAAUCUUUGUUGACAUAUGCAAGUUCCUAGACUUCAGUGCUGAGGAGAUAGAGGCUACAGGCAUCCAUAUGUCUGCCUCUGGGGUCUUCUCACGAAGAGGCCUCUGAUGAAGAGAACAAAGCUCUGCUUGAUAUCCCAGUUUGAGCAAGAGGGAUGGGACAAGUUCUUGGCAGCCACCAGCCGCCAGGAGACGGCUGAAAUAGACAGUCAAUUUCCAGGUUAUUGGGAAAUUCAAGACCAAUAAGUAGAAUUGUCUGGAGGUGAACUCCCUGGGACAGUGUUCGUCAAGUUGCCAUGCCCUGUCUGAGUCAGAGUUAGUGUUAGUCAGAGAUACAGUGAAGUCGAAGGAGGAUGAGGAAGACUGACUGGUGAUAGCAGAUAAAAGAAAUAUGAAUCAGUGGGAUAAAUGAAGAUGACCAAGUUUGGCGAGAAGACAAUAUCGUGAGAGAAGGUAUCCCGAGACCGAGUGAGACACAGAUAUAGGAACAGGAUCCUGGGCCUGCCUGCUCCAGGAGAAGCAUGGAAAAGGCAAGUUGUGAGGGCAGAAGACAGUCCCACAAGAACAUGAAAUACAGUCAUGCAAAGGGCUGGGGAGGCAGAACCACAGUGGUGAGAAUGAGCCAGAAAGGAGAUGUGGGGAGCAAGGACUCAUGGCAGAGAAGGCCCUGGUAACCAAGAUAAGCAAGUCAACUGUGAAGGUGAACUAAGAACACAUGACGGAUGAGUGGAACCCAGGGGCCAGAAAGUCUUCGAAGGCAGAAGAUACAAGGCAAUUUGUGGGCAGGAGGGAAAAAAGUAGUGACAAUGUGCAGGCCAAUGUCAGAGGGGCCUCUGAUGGCAGAGAGGAGGCCAAUGAUGUCAGUAAGGAGUGCUACAGGAACAGGACCCAAUGUGACGUUAUGA
Messenger RNA from Piliocolobus tephrosceles (Ugandan red Colobus), 1529 nucleotides. It is a transcript of the gene CLECL1, whose product is annotated as C-type lectin like 1. Lineage: Eukaryota; Metazoa; Chordata; Mammalia; Primates; Cercopithecidae. The record is from RefSeq and is a predicted model, not a curated record. Gene Ontology annotation, cellular component: plasma membrane.